This is a messenger RNA of Acaulospora colombiana, 199 nucleotides long. The record is from the annotation of a GenBank genome assembly. NCBI's taxonomy places the organism in Eukaryota, Fungi, Glomeromycota, Glomeromycetes, Diversisporales, Acaulosporaceae.
GAUUCGACUUGCAUCGUUGACAGAUGAAGAAGAAGCCAGAUUAAAGGAUCAAAAGUCAGAAGGCCUCGUUUCCGCUCGACGAGGUGUAUUGUCGAAAGCCGACUGGGGACGACGGCUAGCGUCCUACGACACAGUUGUCAUUGGAGGAGGCCCGGGUGGAUACGUCGCUGCCAUCAAAGCCGCCCAACUAGGCCAAAAA